Molecule: messenger RNA, 939 nt
Organism: Anoplophora glabripennis (Asian longhorned beetle)
Lineage: Eukaryota; Metazoa; Arthropoda; Insecta; Coleoptera; Cerambycidae
Product: lipase member H-A-like
Exons: 6
Coding region: 1-939 (312 amino acids)
Biological process (GO): lipid metabolic process
Molecular function (GO): lipase activity
Source: RefSeq, a predicted model, not a curated record
AUGAGUAGAACAGAAGAUCAUUUGAAAAUCACUCCAGCUAUACAACUAUCCGUGGGGGAGUGUCCAAUUUAUUUUCAAGAACCAUGCACAUCUAACAUGGUAAAAUUCCUACUCUCUUUGAGAAUUGGAGAUAGUACUACCAUCAACUCCUUGGAUCCCUACAAACCACAACUACCUAGAGAGUAUAAUGUUCUAGUUCCCUUGAAAAUCAUUAUCCAUGGAUAUGGAGGGUUGUCUGUAGACAUUGCUACAGGAAAUGUCACCAAAGCUUAUCAGGAAGUGGGCUACAACGUAAUUAUAGUUGAUUGGGAGCCUUUGGCGUCCUUGCCCUGCUACCCUACUGCAUUCUUGAACACUUGGCACGUGGGACAAUGUCUGUCAAUUCUAGUUGUCAGUUUACUACCACUAGGAAUUAGUCCUGGCUUCAUUCACGCCAUUGGGUUCAGUCUUGGAGCUCAUGUGGCAGGACUCGCAGGGUCAAAUUUGAAAAAUACUCUAGGAUACUCUUUUAGAAGAAUAACUGGUUUGGAUCCGGCUCUGCCAUUUUUUGCUACACUAAAAAAUGAAUGGAAGCUGGAUCCUACCGACGCCAACUUUGUAGAUGUAAUCCAUACUAAUGCUGGAGCUUUUGGAAAAGUAGAAGCGACAGGUCAUGUAGAUUUCUACGUAAAUGGAGGUUCCUUGCAACCACACUGUUAUAAAGCAAGAUAUCCUCCUCUGUGCAGUCACGCUGCGGCCGGCUUGUACUUCGCAGAGUCGAUUCGAAGGAAUAGUAAAAAAUUCAUCGGGGUAGAGUGCGAGAAUAUAGCCAGUUACUGGCUGGGAUGGUGCACGUCCGGUAAAAGGGCUGUCAUGGGGGAGUUUGCAACUUUCACGACCAGAGGCACGUACUAUGUGACUACAUCCGAGAAACCCCCAUUUGCUUUGGACCGUAUUUGA